AUGUAUAUGAAGAGAGAGGAAACGAAAGCAGAGAAGACGCGAGAGCUGACGGGCGUGUGCGAUCGGAUCUAGAUAGAUAGAUAGAUUUCGCUUGGGUGAAGCCGGGGGCAGGACGAUGGCAACGGCCGUGGUGGAGAAGAAGCAACCGAUGGAAGCGGAGGGGGAGAUGUGUGCGCCGCCGUCGAGACCCAGGGGAGGCGGAGGCGAGGGGUUGCGGCAGUACUACCUGCAGCACAUCCAUGACCUCCAUCUCCAGAUCCGGCAGAAGACCAACAACCUCCAGCGCCUCGAGGCCCAGCGGAACGACCUCAACUCUCGAGUGCGAGCGCUUCGAGAGGAGUUGCAGCUACUUCAAGAGCCUGGUUCGUAUGUUGGCGAGGUGGUUAAGGUGAUGGGGAAAUCGAAGGUCUUAGUCAAGGUCCAUCCCGAAGGAAAAUAUGUUGUUGAUAUUGAUAAGAGCAUUGAUAUAACAAAGUUAACACCAUCAACCAGAGUUGCUCUUCGGAAUGAUAGUUAUGUUCUUCACCUAAUUUUGCCUAGCAAAGUAGAUCCUCUAGUCAAUCUUAUGAAGGUCGAAAAGGUACCUGAUUCCACCUAUGACAUGAUUGGUGGUCUUGACCAGCAAAUUAAGGAGAUAAAGGAGGUUAUUGAACUUCCAAUUAAGCAUCCUGAGUUGUUUGAAAGCCUUGGAAUAGCACAACCAAAGGGAGUCUUGCUUUAUGGGCCUCCUGGCACGGGGAAAACUCUAUUAGCAAGAGCCGUUGCUCAUCAUACUGAUUGCACAUUCAUAAGGGUUUCUGGUUCUGAGUUGGUUCAGAAAUACAUAGGAGAGGGGUCUAGAAUGGUUCGGGAACUAUUUGUUAUGGCCAGGGAACAUGCUCCUUCAAUAAUAUUCAUGGAUGAAAUAGACAGUAUUGGAUCUGCUAGAAUGGAGUCUGGUACUGGUAAUGGUGACAGUGAAGUGCAACGUACUAUGCUGGAGCUUCUAAACCAGCUUGAUGGCUUUGAAGCAUCAAACAAAAUUAAAGUUCUGAUGGCCACAAAUCGGAUAGACAUCCUGGACCAAGCACUCCUCAGGCCUGGACGGAUUGACAGAAAAAUUGAGUUCCCUAAUCCCAACGAAGAGUCCCGCUUUGAUAUUCUAAAGAUUCACUCGAGGAAGAUGAACUUGAUGCGUGGGAUAGAUCUUAAGAAAAUUGCAGAGAAGAUGAAUGGAGCAUCUGGAGCAGAACUCAAGGCUGUGUGCACAGAAGCAGGGAUGUUUGCUCUCAGGGAAAGAAGAGUUCAUGUGACACAAGAAGAUUUCGAGAUGGCUGUUGCGAAAGUCAUGAAGAAAGAAACAGAGAAGAACAUGUCCCUGCGAAAACUAUGGAAAUAGAUUCUUUCCCAUAAGUCACUUGGUUGUUUCUGAAAGGAUAUAAACGACAGUAACCAUUAAAUCUGUGUGUUGGCAUUAUAACUUUUGAACUUUCAUCAUCAAGUGUGAGGCACUGAAGUCUUAUAGUGUUCCCAUGGAUGUAAGAUUCUGCCCUUACUUCCAGAACGAUUUUUUUGUGUGCUUAUGGUAUUUGGCAAUUCUGACUGAA
Musa acuminata AAA Group (dessert banana) is the source of this 1586-nucleotide messenger RNA. Its product is annotated as 26S proteasome regulatory subunit 8 homolog A. Gene Ontology annotation, cellular component: proteasome regulatory particle, base subcomplex. The record is from RefSeq and is a predicted model, not a curated record. The transcript is spliced from 9 exons. Gene Ontology annotation, molecular function: proteasome-activating activity; ATP binding; ATP hydrolysis activity. The coding region runs from base 116 to 1378 and encodes 420 amino acids. Gene Ontology annotation, biological process: proteasome-mediated ubiquitin-dependent protein catabolic process. Lineage: Eukaryota; Viridiplantae; Streptophyta; Magnoliopsida; Zingiberales; Musaceae.